GGUUCUUGAUAAUGAAUCGUAUCGCCGAAGGGUCGAGACCUGUGCGGCCUGCUUUCUUUUGUCGGAUGAUUAGAAAUGACAAAUAGCCCUACAGUGAUUCGCCUUAACCAAGAAUCCGACCACUACUUCGGGUAUAGUUCGACCGCCUAUGUGAAGAUAGCAUCCCGUGUACUCGGAAACCGAGCCCCUCGCGCGACAAUGCCAGAGCAGCUCUCGUCUCGUGCUUCAGUUAAGUCAAGUGCGUCUAGUAGUGCUACCGGCCAGCGAGCCCGGACGGGUACCCGUACUCAUCGCGGCUUGACAUGUCAGAACUGCAGGGUAAGGAAAACCCGGUGCGAUGGUACGCAACCGCAGUGCAAGACUUGUGAGGUCUAUCAAGAUGAGUGCCGAUAUGAGAAGCCUCCGCCAAUGUCACAAAUUAUGGGCAUGGCGAAAAGGCUACAGGAAGCCGAAGCUACCAUAGUGGAACUCAAGAGAGCGUUAGAAGAGGCAACGAGCGUAGAGUCUAAGACUUCGCCAACUCCCAACCCGAGUACCGACAGCCCUAUAGUACAUCGUCUACCUGGACCCCGUAUCACGCGUCGGCCUGCGUAUGGGCUAGGUAACACAGUGCCCGCAUCUGCGCAAGGAUCGACAACGGAGGACUUGCUAUCUGACAUCUGUCUCGACGCAAAUGGAAAGAUAUGUUUCUAUGGUUCUACCUCCGCGGUGCACGACCCGGCGGCGUUUGCUGGGCGGUCACCAAAUUUUCAGAGUUUCAACGAUCAAAGUUCGAAGGUUGAUGUGCGCACUUUGCUGACUUCCAAUGCUAUGGAAACACGCACAUGGGAGGAGUUUGCCAUUGGCAACGCAGCGGUACAGAAUGACAUUCCAAGAGAAAUCAUGUCACGAUUAUUGAGAUUAUACUGGACAUGGAUCAGCCCUAUGUUCAUGUGGGGCUAUCGGCCGGCUUUCAUGCGAGACAUGAUGACUGGUGGACAGUACUAUUCACCCUUGCUCCUGGCCAUAAUGUGUGGUCAUGCGGCUCGAUUCCACGAAAGGAGAAUCGCCGAAAUGCUAAUAGCACGGGGGCGAUUACUACUUGGGGUAGAGAUACAUCGACCAAGCUCCAUAACAACAGUCCAAGCCUUGCUGCAACUCAGCGCACGAGAUUUGGCAUAUGGAAAUGUAUCACAGGCAUGGACGUAUAGUGGUAUUGCUUUUAGAAUGGUAAGUGACCUGGGCCUUCGUCAUAGCAGUGGAUCAAUAUACAGCCUAGGUAGCCUCAAUGCAGAGGACCUAGAGAUCCGGCGCAGGCUUUUCUGGAGCUGCUAUUUUUGGGACAAAGCAAUGAGCCUUUAUCUUGGUCGAACUCCAGUCUUGACGGAGCUUCCAUCGAAUCAUGCUCCUGAACUCCUAGACGAUUUUGCAGAACAUGAUACGUGGGCACCUGAAGAUGGAUCAGGAGAAGCAUCCGAGAAGGCGGCGACUCCAGCAUUUCCACCAAUGAAAUCUCACGUCGUCUCCUGCUUUGUCAACUCUUGCAAAUUGGCGGUCAUCAUUAGCGACAUUAUCCUGCAUCUAUAUUCAACACAUCACCGUGAUGAGGGCGACAUGUUUUUAAGAGCUAUUAGAGACAGGCUAGACGAGUGGAGGGCUCUUACUGCAGAUCACUUGAAGCUUGAGCCUGAUAAUCUGCCAAAUAUCAGCCCACCUCCUCACAUAGUCAGCCAGAAUUUACUGUACUUCGCUACGAUAAUUCUUCUACAUCGACCAUUUAAUUCAGCGACCAUCCAUCAUGCCGCUUGUCGGCAAGCAGCAGACAGUACCGAAAGACUUGUGCUCCUGUUCGAGCGCACCUACGGGUUCACCAAGUUAUCCUACCUCUCAGCAUACUGUGUUUAUACGUCAGCCUCCGUCAUGGUGCAGGAUGCAAAAGCCGGAGAUACGCUAGCGAGACGAAAGACGGAAAACUUCCUUCGAGCUCUAAACGCGGCAGCCAAGACGUGUGAUAUCAUCCAGCGCAGCGUGGAUAUCAUUACCAAUAGUCUCAAUGCGGAGCCAUCGCGCGCGAUACCCAUCAGUGAGCCAACCCGGGCACCCGAGAAUACACUGCUUAACAGGCAGUAUCUACCUGCUUUUUUAUAUCGAGAUACCCAGAUCAAUUUUAGUAGCAAUCCGAAUAUGGGUGGAAUGGAAGUUGAUGCAUCGUCGCUGUUGGACUGCUUCCCAGAACAGCAUCAUGUGGAGGGUUCGACUGGCAAUUGGUAUCUGCCACCUUCAUAGAAAGCAAUCACACGCACGAGAAGCUUCCCGAAUUUUAUAAUAGUAGUGAAGGAGUCUGAGCGUGAAAAUACACCAACGAACUGUACGACGAACGAAAAAGCUACAAACUGAAAAAGAAAAAAGAAAAAAGAAGAAGGGUGGGGAAUGAAACAGAAAAGUGGCCGAUCAAUCCAUGCAGUGACAGGCCCUUCUGAAUUGGGGUUUUCGGCUAUCCCAUCCUGAAAAGAAAGUCUCUUGUGCCGGACUCAAGCAGUCUCGAGUUCCCAACUCUUCGAGGGCAUCAAGAUCACUCUUCUCUUGUGCAACACGAGUAUUAGGGCUAUGCCAUCCAUGACUUCUUUAAACCUUAGUCAAGCCAUAAACGCGUUGUCAAAUUUUCGCGCGGUUGCCCAGAUCAAUGA
This is a messenger RNA of Truncatella angustata, 2666 nucleotides long. RefSeq names its product fungal-specific transcription factor domain-containing protein. Bases 76 to 2265 code for a protein of 729 amino acids. NCBI's taxonomy places the organism in Eukaryota, Fungi, Ascomycota, Sordariomycetes, Amphisphaeriales, Sporocadaceae. The record is from RefSeq and is a predicted model, not a curated record. Gene Ontology annotation, biological process: DNA-templated transcription; regulation of DNA-templated transcription. Gene Ontology annotation, molecular function: zinc ion binding; DNA-binding transcription factor activity, RNA polymerase II-specific; DNA binding. The transcript is spliced from 7 exons.